This is a messenger RNA of Drosophila takahashii, 2878 nucleotides long. It is a transcript of the gene mAChR-A, whose product is annotated as muscarinic Acetylcholine Receptor, A-type. Gene Ontology annotation, molecular function: G protein-coupled serotonin receptor activity; G protein-coupled acetylcholine receptor activity. Gene Ontology annotation, biological process: G protein-coupled receptor signaling pathway, coupled to cyclic nucleotide second messenger; chemical synaptic transmission; adenylate cyclase-inhibiting G protein-coupled acetylcholine receptor signaling pathway. Lineage: Eukaryota; Metazoa; Arthropoda; Insecta; Diptera; Drosophilidae. Gene Ontology annotation, cellular component: dendrite; plasma membrane; synapse. The record is from RefSeq and is a predicted model, not a curated record.
CCGGCAGCAUCACUAAACCCAAAAACAAAAACAAAGGCAGCAUCAGCAACAACAACACCAACAGCAACAGCAACAACAACAGCAGCGAUGUCACCGUUACAACGGAACACUUACAAAUAAGCAAUAGGUUAGAGCAAGAGGGCACGAGAGAGCGCCAGGAGAGAGCAGUGAAAGCGAAAAAGAGAGCGAGCGCAAGUAAGGUCUGGGAAAAAUGGCCAACGCCUUGCGUGGGUGCAGCCAAAAGGACAAGCAGUCGAUGGGGGAAAACUAAAGGACCAGCAUUACACAGCGAGCGAGAGAGUGAGAGAGGGAGAGUGAUAGAGAGCGAGCGAGAAAUAUAGAGAAUCGUAAUCCUUGCAGCUGCAAAGCAGAUAAAAUCACGUAUCCGCCAUGGAGCCGGUGAUGAGUUUGGCAUUGGCCGCCCACGGACCGCCCAGCAUACUGGAGCCGCUGUUUAAAACCGUAACCACGAGCACAACGACCACCACGACCACGACGACGAGCACGACGACGACGACGAGUAGUCCUGUGGCGGGAUAUUCGCCAGGAUAUUCGGGCGGGGGCACCACCCUCCUGACGGCCCUGCUCGAGAAUCUCACCUCGACUGCGGCCAGUGGGCUAUACGAUCCCUAUUCCGGGUUGUAUGGAAAUCAGACAAACGGAACCAUGGGCUUUGAGACGAAGGGACCGCGGUACUCCUUGGCAUCCAUGGUGGUCAUGGGCUUCGUGGCGGCGAUUCUGAGCACGGUGACGGUGGCGGGCAAUGUGAUGGUGAUGAUAUCCUUCAAGAUCGACAAGCAGCUGCAGACGAUCAGCAACUACUUCCUGUUCUCGCUGGCCAUCGCGGACUUUGCCAUCGGUGCGAUAUCGAUGCCGCUGUUUGCGGUGACCACCAUACUGGGCUACUGGCCCCUGGGUCCCAUUGUCUGCGACACCUGGCUGGCCCUGGACUAUCUGGCCUCGAAUGCCUCGGUUCUCAACCUGCUGAUCAUCAGUUUCGAUCGCUACUUCAGUGUCACACGACCGCUGACAUAUCGCGCCAAGAGGACGACCAAUCGGGCGGCCGUGAUGAUUGGCGCCGCCUGGGGCGUUAGCUUGCUCCUUUGGCCGCCCUGGAUCUACAGUUGGCCCUACAUCGAGGGCAAGCGGACGGUGCCCAAGGACGAGUGCUACAUCCAGUUCAUCGAGACCAACCAGUACAUCACCUUCGGCACGGCACUGGCCGCCUUCUACUUCCCGGUCACCAUCAUGUGCUUCCUCUACUGGCGCAUCUGGCGCGAGACGAAAAAGCGGCAGAAGGAUCUGCCCAAUCUGCAGGCGGGCAAGAAGGACUCCAGCAAGAGGUCGAACAGCAGUGACGAGAACACGGUGGUGAACCACGCGUCCGGAGGCUUGCUGAACUUUGCCCAAAUGGGCGGCAAUGAUCACGACACCUGGCGAAGACCGCGCUCCGAGAGUUCAGCGGAUGCGGAGAGUGUCUACAUGACCAACAUGGUCAUCGAUUCCGGCUACCAUGGGAUGCACUCGCGCAAGUCAAGCAUCAAAAGCACGAAUACAAUCAAAAAAUCGUACACCUGCUUCGGCAGCGUGAAGGAGUGGUGCAUCGCGUGGUGGCACUCCGGUCGCGAGGACUCCGACGAUUUCGCCUACGAACAGGAGGAGCCUUCUGAUUUAGGGUAUGCAACACCAGUAACAAUUGAAACUCCUUUACAAAGCUCCGUCUCCAGAUGCACCUCGAUGAACGUGAUGCGGGACAACUACUCGAUGGGCGGCAGUGUGAGCGGCGUGCGUCCGCCCAGCAUUCUUCUGUCGGAUGUCUCGCCCACGCCCCUGCCACGCCCACCGCUCGCCUCCAUUUCGCAGCUGCAGGAAAUGAGUGCGGUUACCGGGAAUGGCAGUGCGAAUCCAUCGGCGAAUGCGAAUGCCAGCAGCAAUGGCGCCAUCAACAACAACAACAACAGCAGCAAUCACAAUGGCAACGGCACGGUAAACGGAAGUGGUGGUAAUGGCGGCGCCGGAAACGGAAGUGGAAGUGGAGCAGCCGGAAAUGCACGCACACUGCCCGUGAUCAAUCGCAUUAACUCACGGUCGGUGAGCCAGGAUUCGGUGUACACGAUACUCAUCCGCCUGCCAUCCGAUGGGGCAUCCAGUAAUGCGGCCAAUGGGGGAGGAGGAGGUGCUAAUGCAGCGGGAGGAGGAGGAGCAGCUGGAGGAGGAGCCGCUUCGACAACCUUGAGCCUGCAAGGCGACUGUGCGCCCUCCAUCAAGAUGAUACACGAGGAUGGGCCAACAACGACGACGGCAGCUGCAACACCUUCGGUGGCCACCCGGCGACCUUUGCCCUCGCGCGACUCCGAGUUCAGCCUGCCACUCGGCCGGCGGAUGUCGCAUGCCCAGCACGAUGCCAGGCUACUCAACGCCAAGGUCAUACCCAAGCAGCUGGGCGGAAAGGGCGGGGCCGGGGCAGUGGGUGGCGGCGUGGGCGGGGCCCAUGCCCUGAUGAACGCCCGCAAUGCGGCCAAGAAGAAAAAGAAAUCGCAGGAGAAGCGGCAGGAGUCGAAGGCGGCCAAGACGCUGUCGGCCAUCCUGCUGAGCUUCAUCAUCACGUGGACGCCGUACAACAUCCUGGUGCUCAUCAAGCCACUCACCACCUGCUCCGACUGCAUUCCCGCGGAGCUGUGGGACUUCUUCUACGCCCUGUGCUACAUCAACUCGACGAUCAACCCGAUGUGCUAUGCCCUGUGCAACGCCACCUUCCGGCGGACCUACGUCCGCAUCCUCACCUGCAAGUGGCACACCCGCAAUCGCGAGGGCAUGGUGCGCGGCGUCUACAAUUAGAUAAUUCGUAUUUAAUCAACCCACUAAGAAAAGAAGAGAA